UCUUUCUUCUUUCUCCUUAGAAGGAGGUCUUGUCUCACUUAUCCAGCGACAAUGCAAAAUGGUGCCUGGUUUUAAUAAGUACUGUUAUGGAAAUGACUUCAGGAUGAAGUUACUGCAGACGACAAGCAGGAGCUGAACUUGGGCUCAAUUUGCAAUAAGCCUUUGCCAUUGACUAACUUAAGCAUCUUAGGCAACUUGCUUUCUCAUUGUUUACUGCUUGAGGGUUGUGACCUCCUGCUGAGGGCCCAGCCUUUGAGUUUGGAGUAGGCCUUGCGGGCCUCUGGCAGGCAUCUGUGUGCUUGUUGAAUGAAUGAUGCUAACCAAGUGAGUCCUCCGCAGCAGGUGCUCAUCGCCAUUAGCCAAAGGUGAUAACAUCAUUACUCUUCUAGGCAUAAGUAGAAAUCCAUAAAGAAAACUCUGCUCAGACACAUAGCUACUGAUGCUACAGUAUAGGUGUUAUAGUUCAUGCAUCUGGACAUGUGAACCGUUACUGCUCUGAUGUGAUCUUCAGGUACAAGUGGGUAAUGAAAGUGCAUUUUAUGGUUUGCUCAGGUAAGCUUUUGGAAGAGGUGGGGGAAUGUUUUAGGUCUGUAAAAAGUGGCUGAUGAUGUCUACCCAGUAGGGUGAGUGGCAAGAGGAUGGCUCAGUCUGUUCUGAUGUAGACCUAAAUUGUAUUUCUACAGCAGCGUUUUCCUACAAUGUCACUUUACUCCUUUGUGUUUUAGGUGAGAUGAGUGAGAGCCGAGCAAAGAGAGUCCGAAUCAAAGAGGUGGACGGCUGGACGCUGAGGUUGCUAAUUGAUUAUGUUUACACUGCUGAAAUUCAGGUUACAGAAGAAAACGUGCAGGUACUUCUCCCAGCAGCUGGCCUGUUGCAGUUGCAGGAUGUGAAGAAGACUUGCUGUGAAUUUUUGGAGUCCCAGCUUCACCCUGUCAAUUGCUUAGGAAUCCGGGCUUUCGCUGAUAUGCACGCCUGCACAGACCUCCUGAAUAAGGCCAACACCUACGCAGAGCAACACUUUGCAGAUGUCGUACUUAGUGAAGAAUUUCUCAACCUUGGCAUUGAACAAGUGUGCAGCUUAAUCUCAAGUGACAAACUUACCAUUUCCUCUGAAGAGAAGGUAUUUGAAGCAGUAAUAGCUUGGGUGAACCAUGACAAGGAUGUGAGGCAGGAGUUUAUGGCUCGGCUGAUGGAACAUGUCCGGUUACCUUUGCUUCCUCGAGAGUAUUUAGUUCAGAGGGUUGAGGAGGAAGUGUUGGUGAAGAACAGCAGUGCUUGCAAAGAUUACCUUAUCGAAGCUAUGAAGUAUCACUUGCUUCCGACAGAGCAGCGGAUCUUAAUGAAGAGCGUUCGAACCCGUCUGAGGACACCCAUGAACCUUCCCAAAUUGAUGGUGGUGGUUGGGGGCCAGGCACCAAAGGCCAUCCGAAGUGUGGAAUGCUAUGACUUUAAAGAAGAACGGUGGCACCAAGUGGCAGAAUUGCCUUCCAGGAGGUGCAGGGCAGGGAUGGUGUAUAUGGCUGGACUUGUUUUUGCUGUUGGUGGCUUUAAUGGCUCAUUAAGAGUUCGCACGGUCGAUUCUUACGACCCUGUGAAAGACCAGUGGAGCAGCGUUGCUAACAUGCGAGACCGGAGAAGCACUUUGGGGGCUGCUGUGCUAAAUGGACUGUUGUAUGCAGUAGGGGGCUUUGAUGGCAGCACAGGCUUAUCGUCUGUGGAAGCAUAUAACAUCAAGUCUAAUGAGUGGUUUCAUGUUGCUCCCAUGAACACGAGGAGGAGCAGUGUUGGCGUGGGUGUUGUGGGAGGCUUGCUUUAUGCUGUGGGGGGCUAUGACGGAGCUUCACGGCAGUGUCUUAGCACGGUAGAAUGCUAUAAUGCUACAGCAAACGAGUGGACCUACAUAGCAGAAAUGAGCACCAGGCGGAGUGGAGCAGGUGUUGGUGUGUUAAACAACUUAUUAUAUGCUGUAGGAGGUCAUGACGGCCCUUUAGUACGGAAAAGCGUUGAAGUUUAUGAUCCCACCUCCAACACAUGGAGACAGGUUGCAGAUAUGAACAUGUGCAGAAGAAAUGCAGGAGUUUGUGCAGUUAAUGGCCUGUUAUAUGUUGUUGGAGGGGAUGACGGCUCCUGUAACUUGGCAUCAGUAGAAUAUUAUAACCCAACGACAGAUAAGUGGACAGUUGUGUCAUCUUGUAUGAGCACAGGGAGAAGUUAUGCAGGGGUCACAGUUAUUGAUAAACCAUUAUGAGCCUGAAGGACAUUUUCGGCAUAUUUAUACCUGAGAAACAGGCUUCAAGCAUUUCCGAAGUGACUGAGAAUCUAGCACUUCUGCACUUGCAGCUGCACUUUAAGUCUCAGCAGAAGAUAAGAUCGUCUGCCUUUAGAGGCCUCGGAUACUGAAGAUUAUUUUUGGUAGAAGCACCGUGUAGGCUUUCUCUGCAAUGAGCAGCAGCUGACUGACUUAAUAAGAAACCUGGACUGCAGUACUGACUCUGUAGUCCUUAGCCAACAGUUGCUUUCAUAAAGACUAGUUCUUAUCAGCCUUGAAUGACUGUGGAUUACUUUGUGGAGGAGGAUGAAGUUAAUGUGUGUUCUUGUAA
Messenger RNA from Castor canadensis (American beaver), 2600 nucleotides. The record is from RefSeq and is a predicted model, not a curated record. Lineage: Eukaryota; Metazoa; Chordata; Mammalia; Rodentia; Castoridae.